Prorocentrum cordatum is the source of this 315-nucleotide messenger RNA. The record is from the annotation of a GenBank genome assembly. Lineage: Eukaryota; Dinophyceae; Prorocentrales; Prorocentraceae.
AUGGCAGGCUCGUGGCGCCUCGGCGCUGCGGCAGCACAGGCGCGGGCGCUCAAGAUCUCCAGGCCUCCAGCGUCUGUGACACGAAACUGGGGCCAACGCCGUCGUGGCAGGAACUCGCUUUGCACCGUGCCCUGUUCAAUCUCGUCCGAGCGCGCCUCUGCAGGUGGCCGCCUGUGUCGCCCAACGGCCGCUCCAGAGUUUCACAGGCAGGCCACUCCAGCGAUGCCAGAGCAGAUGGGGUCGGGGGACCGCGCCGCAUCGCCUAAUGCAUCGCCGGUGCGGCCCGAUUUGGAGGCCGAUCUUCUCCGUCCCGGC